CGAUAUUCGGCCAGCCUUUAAGGGUAACAUAUGUUUUCGUAGGAUCAUCAUACAAUUUUUCCACUCUUUUUAACACUCAACAGAUUUAGCUAGAAAGUGACCGAAAAUUUAUUAAUCUUUACAAUUUUGUUUGCAACAUUUUAAACAAAAAUAUAGUCUAUGGCCAGUUGGUACAACACCGAUGGACGUGUGGAGACCGCCCAGUGAUAUAAACUGAUUGAAGAUGGCCUGGGCCUACAUGAUCGAGAUUAAGCCAUCGGAGUCCUGCGAUGCCGGGGAAUGGAAAUGUGCGGUCACCAGCUUUGAGGGAUGUGUGGGCAUCUCCACCUGUGCAGUUAACAUGGACAUUCCCAGAAACUAUCGCAAGCCUCGGUUCAUGGAGAGCCUUCAUGCCGUUCUAACUGAAGAGGGUCUUGUCUCCUUUGAGUGUAAAGUGGUGGGCUUCCCAACGCCAGUGCUCAAAUGGUUCAAGGAUGGCCAUGAAUUGAAGCCUGGUGAUGUUUACCAGCUGACAGGAUCCAAUUCCUUUUAUAACCAAUACUCAAAAUGAGUUUUGGGUUAUAUUAGAUUUGUGGUAAAAGUGGAUGUGUGUA
This is a messenger RNA of Drosophila pseudoobscura, 593 nucleotides long. RefSeq names its product obscurin-like. The record is from RefSeq and is a predicted model, not a curated record. Lineage: Eukaryota; Metazoa; Arthropoda; Insecta; Diptera; Drosophilidae. The transcript has 2 exons. Bases 224 to 550 code for a protein of 108 amino acids.